AUAACUGAAGCUGCGUGUAAGUGAGAGUAGGAGAUAGAGAGAGAUCCAUGGCUUGGUAUUUUCGGGCAAGUUUGACCAUGAACGUCCUCCUCCUUGUCGGAACAGUUGUGAUCAUCCCACAUGCGCUUGGUUGCUACACUUCAAUCAUUGGCUUUGGGGAUUCAACUGCUGAUACAGGCAACUCAUACCUCAAUGCCCUUUACCACCAUGACGAGCCUUUCCACUUCUUCUUCCCUCCAUAUGGGGAAGACUUCUUUCAUCACCCCACCGGCCGCUGCUGCGACGGUCGUUUAAUCAUAGACUUCAUUGCUGAAUCUCUGGGACUUCCUCUUGUGCGACCUUAUUUUGAAAUCCUGAACGUCAAUGAAACUGUGCACAACUUUGAACAGGGUGUGAAUUUUGCAGUAGUAGGAGCCACUGCACUUGACACUGACUUUCUUGAACAAAUGGGACAUUAUAAUGAAUUUACAAACUACUCUCUAAGAAUUCAAGUGGAUUGGUUCAAAGGAAUGUUAUCACCUUUAUGCAAUACAGCUUCAGACUGCAGGGAUCUCCUCUCAAGUUCUCUAGUUCUUAUGGGACCGAUUGGAGGCAACGAUUACACCCAUGCGUUGUUUGCAGGAGACAGUUUUCAACUUGUUCGAACAUUUGUUCCAGUAGUGAUGGAAGCAAUGGCUUCAGCUAUCAAUGAGUUGAUUGAGCAUGGGGCAUCAACACUUUUGGUACCAGGCAACUUUCCAAUUGGUUGCCUCCCUACUUAUCUUACAUUCUAUGAGGGUUCAGAUGAGAGUGAAUACGAUCCUUCAACUGGUUGUCUUACAUGGUUAAACAAGUUUUCUGAGUAUCACAAUGAGCAGCUUCAGAUAAAGCUAAGUCAGAUUCGAAGCCUUCAUCCUCAUGCUAACAUCAUUUAUGGAGAUGUUUACAGUGCUACGUUACAACUGUAUCAGUCUCCAAAACAAUUUGGAUUUACUUGGGAAGCAACCAAAGCAUGCUGUGGAGGUGGGGGGACAUACAAUUACAACUCAUCAGCACAAUGUGGUGUUCCACCGGCAAGUGCUUGUCCAAACCCUGAAGAGGCUAUCGACUGGGACGGUCUGCACUGUACUGAAGGAGCCAACCGGUGGAUAGCCAAGGCUUUAUUAUAUGGAAAUUAUACCAUUCCCCACCUUAGUAACUCCUGUGUGUCACAACUGUGACUUGGCCUCCGAUUUAUUUUCCCAUUUAUAUCACACAAGAAUUUUAUUGAUGUCACUUAGUCAACUUAAGUUGCAUCAAUAAUUUUAGGGGGCUUAUACUUCAAGAAGUUCAUUGUGUUUGGCUUUGCACUAGAAGCUAUGUUAUCAAAUCUCGCUCUAGAUGUGCUACUUGUAUCUUGUAAAAAAAAUUAAAUAAAAAGGCCUCCAUGGCUCCAUGUCCCAAUUUGGGAUACACA
Pyrus x bretschneideri (Chinese white pear) is the source of this 1435-nucleotide messenger RNA. Its product is annotated as GDSL esterase/lipase At1g28570. NCBI's taxonomy places the organism in Eukaryota, Viridiplantae, Streptophyta, Magnoliopsida, Rosales, Rosaceae. Bases 48 to 1199 code for a protein of 383 amino acids. The transcript has 5 exons. Gene Ontology annotation, molecular function: hydrolase activity, acting on ester bonds. The record is from RefSeq and is a predicted model, not a curated record.